Penicillium oxalicum is the source of this 567-nucleotide messenger RNA. RefSeq lists its product as uncharacterized. The transcript has a single exon. The coding region runs from base 1 to 567 and encodes 188 amino acids. NCBI's taxonomy places the organism in Eukaryota, Fungi, Ascomycota, Eurotiomycetes, Eurotiales, Aspergillaceae. The record is from RefSeq and is a predicted model, not a curated record.
AUGCCCUCCAACGGCCCCAACAAGUCCAACAAGUCCAACAACUAUCCUGCACGCUCUCAGUCCCUGUCUUCUGGCACGACAUCUUCUUCUCGUGAGACUCACCACUCCGACGAUAAGCGUCGUGGUCGGAGAUUCACAAAUCCCCUGGUCUCCAAACUCUCUCGAUCCAGUCAGAAAUCUCCUGCUUCGUUGGAUCUUCCCAAAUCUCACCGCCGUCACCGCUCCGCAAGCGUCGAGUCCAAUCAUCACGACAUCGCACGGCGGAGCUUCUCCGACUCAUCCACACUGACCUCUUCAUCCCUCGACAUCAACCGCGCCUUUGGCUCGCAGAGUCCGACCCGCAUGGCUUUUCACCCUCUCGGUUCCCAGUCUCCUCGACAGGAGCAGGCGGGACAUACACAGUCUGAAACUAUCGGACGCAAGCACUGCAAUGACUAUCGUCGCUACAACGGUACUGUUCAGCAAUACGGCCGCCACUCUAAUGAUUGGCUUUUUGGGGGCUUUAGCGUGCGCGAGACCGUCCGCGAUGGCAUCGACAAGCUCCGCCACCAUGGCAAGGAGAGUUGA